Molecule: messenger RNA, 324 nt
Organism: Pipistrellus nathusii (Nathusius's pipistrelle)
Lineage: Eukaryota; Metazoa; Chordata; Mammalia; Chiroptera; Vespertilionidae
Source: the annotation of a GenBank genome assembly
AUGCCCACCCUAAGCAUUCCUGCUGAGCUAUUUGAAGUCACUGUCCCCGUGCACAGGGAGGAAGUGAGCAGGCAGAGUCCGGGUGUAGACACGCAUGCUGGGGCAGAAGAGGCAUUGCCUGGCUGUGCCAGUAAAGCCAGAGACAGGCCUGAACCGGCAACUUGCAGGCCGAGCCCAGCAUAUGGCGCCAGAAACACCCCUCUUCAGAGGCCCUGGGGACUGGCCUUUGGGGUGACAAGUGGGGCCACCGGAGAAGGAAGGCGGGAGUCUUUCCCAUUGGAGUUGAACUACCUCCCUGCUCGCCAUGAAGCUAAGCUGGCUUGA